Molecule: messenger RNA, 1485 nt
Organism: Exophiala xenobiotica
Lineage: Eukaryota; Fungi; Ascomycota; Eurotiomycetes; Chaetothyriales; Herpotrichiellaceae
Product: L-arabinitol 4-dehydrogenase
Exons: 1
Coding region: 286-1395 (369 amino acids)
Biological process (GO): D-sorbitol catabolic process
Molecular function (GO): L-iditol 2-dehydrogenase (NAD+) activity
Source: RefSeq, a predicted model, not a curated record
CCUGCACAGUAGUACCUAGGUAGGUAUAAGAUGCUCAACCUGGCCACAUCUACCGGGCCACAUCCCAUUUCCUCCCCCUCGACCCUCCUACGCCCUCCCUGCCCUUGUUGAAGCAGGUUGUGAUAUCUUUGUGUCUGCGCUCCUCAUUGGAAUAGGAUUCCCGCACGCCAUUGUCCAUCAUCACAUCGUGUGUCUUGGUGUGUCCAUCACGCAGUCCAAGCACCAGCACCAGCAACCGCAACCGCAACAACCACCACCACAACCACCGGCACACCAACCGACACGAUGAGCACCACCGAACUGCAGCCCACCAAGUCGAACAUCGGCGUCUUCACAAACCCCAAACAUGACCUCUGGGUAGCCGAGACCACACCCACCCUCUCCGAUGUGCAAGCGGGCAAACAUCUGAAAGAGGGAGAAGUAUACCUUGCGGUCAAAUCGACCGGGAUCUGCGGUUCAGACGUGCACUUCUGGCACGCAGGAUGUAUAGGACCCAUGAUCGUGGGGGGCGACCAUAUUCUCGGUCACGAGUCAGCAGGCAUCAUCCUCUCGGUGCACCCUUCGGUCACGUCCUUAAAGCCCGGCGACAGAGUGGCCAUCGAGCCCAACAUCCCGUGUUUCAAAUGCGAGCCGUGCCUGACGGGACGAUACAACGGCUGCGAGAGCGUCGAGUUCCUGAGCACGCCUCCCAUCGACGGUCUGCUGAGACGAUACGUCAAACACCCGGCUGUAUGGUGCCACAAGAUCGGGGACAUGAGCUACGAAAAUGGCAGUCUAUUGGAACCCCUCUCGGUCGCAUUAGCAGGAAUGGACCGCGCAGGAGUCCGUCUCGGUGAUCCCGUCCUGAUAUGCGGCGCCGGCCCAAUCGGUCUUGUGACGCUGCUGUGUUGCGAGGCAGCCGGCGCGUGCCCGAUUGUCAUCACGGAUAUCGAUGAGGGCAGAUUGAAGUUUGCCAAAUCGCUCGUUCCGCGGGUUUCUACGUUCAAGAUCCCCAUGGGCAAGUCGCCUGAAGAAUGCGCCGAAGGCAUCAUUUCAGCCAUGGGUGGCGCCAGACCUCGAGUGGCGAUGGAAUGCACAGGCGUCGAAUCGAGUGUCGCCAGUGCCAUUUGGAGCGUCAGGUUUGGCGGCAAGGUCUUCAUCAUUGGGGUGGGCAAGAACGAGAUGAAGGUGCCGUUCAUGAGACUGAGUGUGAUGGAGAUCGACCUGCAGUACCAGUACCGUUACUGCAAUACGUGGCCCAAGGCCAUUCGACUGGUGGAGAACGGUGUGAUCAACCUGGAUAAAUUGGUCACUCAUCGCUUCAACAUGAGUGAUGCCAUCGCCGCGUUCAAGACGGCGAGUGACCCCAAGAGUGGCGCUAUUAAGGUGCAGCUCAAAAACGAUGAUAGUUUAUAGUUGGAAUGGUAGUCACCUCGACCGACCACUCGUGAAGCAUCGUCACCAUCAUCGCAUAGCUAGACAAUUGAUAAUGCAUUGAGAUUUCAA